GCACGUGGUGGCUCCAGCCUGGGUCCAGGCAGCAUUUGAGGCGUGCUAGACUCGUCCAAGUCGUUGCGAUGGCUUCUCGGUAUGACAGGGCGAUCACCGUGUUCCCCGACGGACACCUUUUCCAAGUGGAGUACGCCCAGGAAGCGGUGAAGAAAGGCUCCACCGCGGUUGGAAUUCGAGGAACUAAUAUAGUUGUGCUUGGGGUGGAAAAAAAAUCAGUGGCCAAGCUUCAGGAUGAAAGAACUGUGAGGAAAAUAUGUGCCCUUGAUGACCAUGUCUGCAUGGCUUUUGCAGGUCUGACAGCUGAUGCUAGGGUAGUGAUAAACAGAGCACGGGUCGAGUGCCAGAGCCAUAAGCUUACGGUGGAGGAUCCAGUCACUGUGGAGUAUAUAACUCGCUUCAUAGCAACUUUAAAGCAGAAAUAUACACAGAGCAAUGGACGAAGACCAUUUGGUAUUUCAGCCUUAAUUGUAGGCUUUGAUGAUGAUGGUAUUCCAAGAUUGUAUCAGACAGAUCCCUCUGGUACUUACCAUGCUUGGAAGGCAAAUGCAAUAGGCCGGAGUGCUAAAACUGUCCGGGAAUUUCUAGAGAAGAAUUACACAGAAGAUGCAAUUUCUAACGACAACGAAGCUAUCAAGCUGGCAAUCAAAGCUCUGCUGGAAGUUGUCCAGUCUGGUGGGAAGAACAUUGAACUGGCUAUAAUAAGAAGAGAUCAACCUUUGAAGAUGUUUAGUGCCAAAGAAAUUGAACUGCAGGUAACUGAAAUAGAAAAAGAAAAAGAGGAAGCAGAGAAGAAAAAAUCAAAGAAGACAACUUAGUUCUUUGGUCUGGAAGCUAAAGUUUUUUGCAGAUUAGAAUUUAUUCCUGAGGUUUUAGAAGGAAUAAGUGAAUUGAAACAAACCAUGAGUUUUUCUGUGUUCAUCUUCAAGAAUGUCAGGUUUGAAGUUGUCUUCAAACAUAGGUUAAUGUUCUUUGAAAUUCCUCAUUUUCACACGAGCCUCAGACUGCAUUGUGAAACUCGCCCAGUAUGUUGCUUCUUGGCAUACAAGCAAAUUCUAGAAAAGAUGAUUUUAAAGGUUGGUAAUUUUUAAAGUUUGUGUCAUCUUCACUGUUAGUUAAGGAGCUAAUCAUCUCAAAAUAAACUGAAUACAAUACUGAGCUGCAUUCCUUGAUGAGUGGUAAGAACAUCAAUGUGUUGGUGAAGUGUCAACAAUUUGAGGAAAAUCCAUAUGUGCUGACUCAGGAGGCUGAGGCAGGAGAAUUUCACAUUAGUUUGAUAGAUGCUAAGAAUAUAGUGACAAGAAUAAACUCAGUUUGUUGGCUUUUAUUUUUUAAGACAGGGUCUUAUUUAGCCCAGGCUAGCCUCUAACACUCUGUGUAGCCAGAGGAUGACCUUGAACUCCUAAUUCUCCUGUCUCCACCUCCCAAGUGAUUAGAGGUGUAGUACUGACAUGCCCAGGGAGAAUUAGUUUUUAUCCGUAUUACUACAUAGUAGGAAAAUGAGCAUUAAACCACAAUGAUUUUCAUUUGAGAUUAGUGUUAUGAAACUCUUUGUGUCUGCCUUCUCUUCUAAUUUAGAAUCUAUAGGAGCUUUAAGGCUGGGUUCCAGAUCAUACUCAUCUUUGUUCUGACAGCUUGCCUAUGGUGUGACUUAAUAAAUGCUUGUAAAGUUGUUAA
Peromyscus leucopus (white-footed mouse) is the source of this 1677-nucleotide messenger RNA. It is a transcript of the gene Psma8, whose product is annotated as proteasome 20S subunit alpha 8. Lineage: Eukaryota; Metazoa; Chordata; Mammalia; Rodentia; Cricetidae. The record is from RefSeq and is a predicted model, not a curated record. Gene Ontology annotation, cellular component: nucleus; proteasome core complex; proteasome core complex, alpha-subunit complex. Gene Ontology annotation, biological process: ubiquitin-dependent protein catabolic process.